Molecule: messenger RNA, 2360 nt
Organism: [Candida] anglica
Lineage: Eukaryota; Fungi; Ascomycota; Pichiomycetes; Serinales; Debaryomycetaceae
Source: the annotation of a GenBank genome assembly
CUAAAUAUAUACAACUUUGGGGAUAUCAUUUUUCCUGCCUUAAAUUCUUUAAAGCUAGGUAUAUACUACAGAGAGAAAGCUCUUCAGUUUGGGUAGAAGAGUUUAGUUCCCAUAGCAUAUAUGAACCUGAAUCCAGGGUAUUCAUAAACUAAUCUAUACAUAUCAUCUUGGAGUAAUUUCUAGAAGGGUCUUGAUCUCAUACUACACAAUAAGGAAAAUAUUUUGGAAUGAAAUUGAUAUACUAUUUUAUUACUGCAAUUUGCCAGAUCUUAACUGUAUCUGCACUCGUUACUAAGAGAGGUACCAGUGCCAAGGAUGAAUAUCUUGUAACGAGCCUCCCUGGGUUAUUUCAUAACAUCCCGCAAGAGGAAAUUCCCUUGAUGUUUUCAGGUCAACUUGAACUUUAUCCAGAGAAUAAGACCCAUUAUUAUUUCUGGAAGUAUGUUGAUAAUCAUAAAGUUGAAAAGGCUAAGGGAAAAACGAUUUUUUGGCUCAACGGCGGCCCCGGAUGUUCAUCUAUGGAUGGUGCACUUAUGGAAGCAGGUCCAUUUAGAGUCAACAAACAGGGAGAAGUCACAUAUAAUAAUGGCUCGUGGCACAAGGCUGGAGAUAUAGUAUUUGUAGACCAACCGGCGGGUACGGGAUUUAGUUACUCAGAUGACUAUGAUGAAACUUUAGCUGCUGUAGUUCAUCAUUUCAUCAGAUUCUUGGAGAAAUACUAUGAAUUAUUUCCUGAAGAUUCUGAAAAUGAGAUUAUUCUUGCUGGUGAAAGUUAUGCCGGUCAAUAUAUUCCGUAUAUUGCGGAAGGUAUUUUAAAUCGAAACAAGGAUAGUCAAGAUGAAUCAUCAAAGUUUAACUUGAAGGGACUUCUUAUUGGGAAUGGAUGGAUAGCUCCUAACGAACAAAGUUUAUCAUAUUUACCUUAUUCAGUUCAAGCAGGAAUCUUGAAAAAGGAGAAUCCCAACUGGACUUCAGUCAUGCAUCAACAUGAAAAAUGUCAAAAUAUUGUAAAUCAGAUUAAUGGAGGCACCUUAGAAGAAGGUGUAAAUGCCAAUGAUGUUGUUUCUCGUGAAUGUGAACAAGUAUUGAAUUUAAUUUUGAAGGUAACUUUAGAUAAUGAUGCUGCUAAAAAUCAACAAUGUGUCAAUAUGUAUGAUUUUACUUUGAAAGAUAGUUACCCAUCUUGUGGUAUGAAUUGGCCGCCAGAUUUAGAGUAUGUCAACCCCUUUUUGAAUGAUAAAUCUGUUUUAAAUCAGUUAAACGUGAAACUGCACCAGCUGUGGAGUGAAUGUUCGGGACCAGUUGGAAGACAUUUAAGAAAUAAGAAUACAGAACCAGCUGUUUCACUCUUACCGGGAAUUCUUGAAAAAAUACCAAUCAUAUUAUUUAAUGGUAAUAGAGAUAUCAUUUGCAAUUAUAUUGGUACUGAAAAUUUCAUUAAAAAUUUAGAAUGGAAUGGAGCAAAGGGAUUCCCUGAGGAAGCGAAAGCUCAGGAUUGGAAAUAUGAAGAUGAAAUUGUUGGAUAUAUUCGUAGUGCAAGAAACCUUACUUUUGUAAAUGUAUUUGAUGCAUCUCAUAUGGUUCCAUUUGAUAAGCCACAUGUUUCUAGAAGUAUCAUUGAUCUCCUUCUUGGUGAAUAUGAUGAAAAAGUGGAUGAAAAGGAUGAUGACAAGAAGAUUAUUGAAACUUACCCGCUUGGAUAUAAGAAGGAAGAAGAACAAGACGAACAAGAAAAUGGUUCUAAACCUAGCGUGGGUGUAACCAAACCAGAUGAAGGUGAAGACGAUACCGAUAGUGAAUCUGAUGAUGAUUCUGAUGAUGAUUCUAAGAAUGAAACUGAUGAACUGUCACUGACCAAUAAGAACCCUGAAAUAUCCAACACUACAAGUCGUGUCACCCGCUUGAUUCAACUUUUAGUUAUUUGUAUUAUUAUUUGGGGGGUAUAUAUUCUCUACCUGUCAUACAGGGCACGCCCAUCUUCCAUUAUAAAGUCUGGUCCAUCGAGUAAAAAGAAAAACGUUCAAUGGGCUGAUCAAUUGCGUAUGUUCCAAGAUGAAGAUGCGGUCAAUAGACAAGAUAAUUCCAACUUUUUAUCGAAGGCAUACAAUAAGAUUACAGGACAUUCAGAUGCUAAAGUAAGAUAUACACCAACUCCUUCAGAAGACAUUGAAAUGGGGAGCGCAACUACUGGUCCAGACCCUGUUGAAUUUGUCAUUAACAGUGAUGAUGAAGAAGAAUAUCAAGUACGUCAAGAAGCUCCUUUGCCGGAACUUCCAUUGCCAGAACUUCCUUUACCAGACCUCCCUUCUGAAGAAGGUUCAAAGGGACCCGUUCUGAAAUGAAUACAGUAUAAUUAAGCA